CAACAGCUUUUUUGGGGGAAAAGAGAGAGAGGUAGAGAGGGCAGGGGGAGAAUGGGGUCAUAAAUUAUCAAGGAGAUAAGUUUGGUCAAGGUGGUGUUUGUUCUCUUUGGAGAUCUCCAGGUUAGUUUCAUGGCUUUAUUGCAUGGCAUCUGUCUUUUGGGAGAGUUCCUGAGUUUUGGCCUCAGAAUUAAUUUUAUAAGGAAAUAAAUUUGCUCCCUACACACGCAUGCUUAUUUGUGUUCUCCCAUGUGUUCUUUUUGAUCUAAUGUUUUUUUUUAAUUUUUUUAGGCAUUGCACUUUAGAGAGUGUCAGUGCUGUUUAAUUUUGAAUGCAUUUUGUUAAAAAUGAAAUCCUGAUGUUGUAGUCUGACCUAUUUGAACACACAGGUGAUCAUAAACUCCACCCUCUUACAGCACUUACCAGGAAGAGACUCUCAUUUCUCUUUUCUGUCAAACUGGCUCUCAUGUCUUAACAAAAGCAAUAAAGAAUCACCGAUCAGUGAAGAAUAAAGAAAUAUACUUUAAAGAAGGAUUUUUGAGACGUUUGUUUCUGAACAGACAGCAGAUCUUUGUGAUUCUAAUGGUGAUUCUUUUUAAAACCAUCAUUCUGAAAGUGAAAGUAAAGUUUAGGUUGCUGGAGCUCGAACAGUGAGAAUGGCUUCAGCAGACGAAGAUGAUUAUAUCUGUCCUGUGUGCUGUGAAAUCUUCAAGGCUCCUGUUCUUCUGUCAUGUAGUCACAGUUUCUGUAAAGAGUGCCUUCAAAAGUUCUGGAGAACCAAGGAAACCCAAGAGUGUCCUGUCUGCAGGAGAAGAUCGUCAAGAGAAGAACCACCAUAUAAUCUGGCGUUAAAAAACUUGUGUGAGUCGUUUCUGAAGCAGAAAAAUGAGAGUUGUUCAUCAGGAUCUGAGGACAUCUGCAGUUUACACAGUGAGAAACUCAAACUCUUCUGUCUGGAGGACAAACAACUGGUGUGUUUAGUGUGCAGAGAUUCAAAACAACACGACAAUCAUAAAUUUAGACCCAUCAGUGAAGUGGUUUCAUCAUACAAGGAGAAGCUCAAUACAGCACUGAAGUCCUUACAAGAGAAUCUAAAACACAAUAAAAAAAUGAAAGGAGGGUUUGAGAAAACAGUUCAACACAUCAAGUCUCAAGCUGAGCACACAGAGCAUCAGAUUAAACAGCAGUUUGAGAAGCUUCAUCAGUUUCUCAGAGAUGAAGAAGAAGCUACAAUCACUGCACUGAGGGAGGAAGAGGAGCAGAAGAAGCAGAAGCUGGAGGAGAUGAACAGACACAUCUCAGCUCUUUCACACACAAUCAAAGACAUGGAGGAGAUGAUGAAAGCCAGUGAUGUCUGCUUUCUGAAGGAGUUUCCAGUCUCAAUGGAAAGAGUCCAGAUCUCAUCACAGCCGGAUCCACAGACGCCUUCUGGAGCUUUGAUUCAUGUGUCACGUUACUUGGGCAACCUGCCCUUCAGAGUCUGGAAGAAGAUGCAGAACAUCGUCCAGAACAUUCCCGUGAUUCUGGAUCCAAACACUGCGAAUCCAUGGCUUGUUCUGUCUGAUGAUCUGACCAGUGUGACAAACAGCAGGAACAAACAACCUCUUCCUGUUAAUCCAGAGAGAUUUGACUUCUAUCCCUGUGUUCUGGGUUCAGAGGGUUUUAAUUCAGGAACACACUGCUGGGUUGUGGAGGUUAAACAGAGUCAACGCUGGUGUCUUGGACUGACUAUAGCAUCAAACACGGGGAAGGGAUGUGAUUUCUUCAACACUGAUGUCUGGUGUGUGGAGUAUCUUCUGUCAGGACGGUAUUUAGGUUCUGGCUUUCGUGUGAAACGGAAGCUUGAUCGUGUGAGAGUGUAUCUAGACUAUGACAGAGGAACGGUGUCAUUCUCUGAUCCUGUAACUAACACACAUCUACACACAAUCACAACCACCUUCACUCACACACUCUUUCCAUUCUUCUAUUGUUUUGACUCUCUGAGAAUCUUACCAUUUAAUAGUCAGUAAACGUUACUCCUGUAGGUCUGGAUCUUGCUGCUUUCAUCAUGGUUCUGGUAUUUAAUCCAUAUCUCAUGAGUAAGAGUGCUGUUGAUCUGAAUAUCUGUCCGGUGGCUUGGCUGUGAUAUCCAGCACUACAUCACUCACACUUUUAUAUUGCUUUAAUACAACUAGAGCCGGAUGAUGCGGCGGUGCUCUGGGCAUGAACGGAUUUUAAAGCCACCCUUGGUUGAAAUUAGAGAGUUGCAUUAGGAUUGGGAUCCUCGUGGGAGUGGGUGAUUUUACCUUUACUACGGGCAGGAGUGGGCAGUCAAAAAAAUAUAACGUGGGUCAUGCCAUCCCGCGAUUUGGUGCAUAACAAAAAUAGAGUUACAUAAACACUAGGCUUGCUGCAGAAGUCGGUGUUAUACGGUGUUUCGUUGCACACGCGGCACCACCCCAAUUUUUCUUUUGCAUUUUAUAGAAAUAAAAAUCAUUUACUUCAAAAGGAAAAUGUAUAUUGUAUUUUCAUAAAGUUUUUGUCCUCUCCCCAAAUUUGUUACUACUGAAACACAGUAAUAAUAAUUUAAUUAUAAGGGUUAUAUUGACCUAUUAAGAUUUUGCUUACAUAUAUUUUUUACUAUGUUAUUAAAAAUAAUAAUAAUAAAUAAAAAAUCAGAGGUAAAUCAAUAACAAUUACAUUUUUAACACCAUUUCAAUUGUAAUUUAUUAGUUUUGUUGUAUUUUGAAUUAAAUUUGUCUUUGUAAAAAGCAAAAAGUUGAUCAUACUGAUUUCAAAUUUAAGCAUUAAUUAGUUUGAAUAUACAGUACAUUGAACAAAAAACUAUCAUAACAUCUUAGUUGAUAAUGCAGUAUACUUUAUUUUUGACAAAACAUCCCAUGUUUCAGUAGUGACUGCACAUUUUCCGUAGUGACAAUAAUGCUUUGGUAGCAACCACACAACAUUACAUAAUUUUAAAUUGCAUACUAAAACAUACUAAAAUACAAAUAAAUAAAUUAAUAAAUAGCAUAACCGUACUAAAAUGUAGUUUAUUUCCCCCAAAUAUGAGAAUUACGCGUUCCCUUUUGUCACUAGUGAAACAAUGGUGACAUGUUUCAUCCGUGACUGUUUCGGUAGUGACAAUUCUAUUCUACGAUAACACUCAAAAAAACAAAGAUGUCACUAUCAAAGUUCCACCAAAUGUUUCGGUAGUAACAAUUUUAGAUACUUUUGAACCUAGCUCAAAGAUGCUAAUCAGCACAUGGUUAACUAGCACAGUUCUGAACAGUUGUAAACACAAAAACUAAAUGUUAUGGAGUAACUCCCAAAAAAGUGUGCUUAAUUGCAGAAAAAAAAGGUGUUCAGUAGUGACGUUCCUUAAAGUUACACACAGACCUUUGAACAUAUUUACCUAAAACAAUGAUGGGACCUAUCUACUCACACCUUUUAGGUAUGAGAGAGGGGGACACAGGGAUAUUUCCUGAUCAUAAAUUUAGGGGUGUAGCUAAAAUCAGUUUCAGCCAAUGGAUUAAAACAUUCUCUGUUUCGGUAGUGACAUGAAAAAUGCGGGACACGUUUUUUUUUUUUUGGAAUAUUGUAGCCUAUUGUAGUAAUGUUGUCUCUGGUAUUCUGGUCUGUGAGCAUAUAUGCAUUCAGGGGGCGUGGCUUUUGAUGGCAAUUGCAGGGAGGGCGGGACGUUCGCUUUCGGUGCUAUCAGGCUAAAGUUAGCAUUUUCCAAGAUGUCCUACUGCACCUUUAAACAGCUGGGAAAGAAAUUGCAUGUUUAUAUUAUAUCUGUGUAUUAAGUGACAGCAUCGUAAUAUACAGUACCUAUACUGCUGUCUAGACUGUUAAUAUAACCCAAACAAUAAAACAAAAGCAGAAAACCACUGUUCUGGACUGAAUUACGUCUAUAGCCUUAACCCCUUAACUGUCACUUACAGUUUUGAACAUAGACAUUAUAGUGCACUAUCCAAACUGAAAUUUUUAUCAUUCAUGAAUGAAAACAUUUUGUAACAUGAUUUUGAUGUACCAUUUCCAUGGUAAUGCAAUGUCUGAUUUUAAAAUGGGUUUCAAAGGAUGAAUUUUGAGAUUUUAAGUUUUCAACUGUACAUGAUAGAGAAAAAGGCAACUAAAGCCUGGAAUACACUACACGACUUUUAAAAUCUGAACAGAUUUUUAAAACACUAGGCAUCAUACACUUACCGACUUUGUAAAUAGUGACAAAGGUAAACUGGGCAUCAUACACUACGCGACUGAAGAUCAUACACUACCAGACUUUAAAGUCGUUCCGAUCACAACAAACUCACACAGAAACGUGCGCCUUGUUGCUAGGAGACGCAAAGUCUGAAGCUAGAAAAUCUGAGUCUGUGACCAUCAUACACUACGCGAUUUUCUGUGGAAUCUGUCAGCUGUAAUCUGCAGACUGGCUCCGACUGUCCUCAACUAGCAUCAACUUGUUCAGACUGGAAAAUCGGGGGAAAAUCGGGGCAAAAAUCAUGUAGUGUAUUCCAGGCUUAAGAAGACUUUCUGUGACAAAGGUCAGAACUCCUGUUAUGAUGUAGAUUUUUCAGGUCCACUCUUGUCAUAAAUUAAUCUAUUACUUUUCCUACAUAACUUUUUAACAAAAAAAGUGGUAAAAUACCAAUUUAGGGGUCUUAGACCUUUCCAACGAUAUAUAGUUUGUCAUGAUUAGAUUAGGAUUCGAUUGUAAAAUAGUGACGUAAACGUAGGCGUCCCACAGAGGAGACGGUGAGAGUUAAGAGGUUAAAGACAUUUUUUACUUGAUUGCUGCUUUUAAAUGCUCUAGCGUGAAGAUAAACAUGGCAGAUUGUGUGCGGCUCACUCAGGGCGGAGUCUCUGCUAAUACGGCAGUGUCAAUCAACAAUCGUGGGUGGGGCCUGUACAGAUUCUGUGAACGGCUUGUUCUGAGACACUGCUUAAAAUUUAUGGAGAUUUAAAAAAGGAGCGGUUGGAUUUUUUAGGGUGGUUGUGUACACACACACUGCUAACACACAUUUAUUUUCAAUCAACAUGUAAAAGUUAAUUUCGCAUAAUAGGUGCCCUUUAAUAUUGAUGAGCCUUUUAGUCAUACAGUGAUUGUAUAACAACAGAUUUCAUAUUCAUGUAGGCUAUAUGCUUUUACGGUGAAAUAAUUACUUUGUCAUUCCAUGUUCAUUUUGACCACAAACAAGGGUUACACUUUAUUUUAAGGUGACCUUGUUACAGUGUAAUUAUACAUUUAAGUAUUGAGUAAUACUAACUAACUACAUGUACAUACGAUAUGGUUAAUAGUUAGGAUUAGGGAUUACUUGCAUGUAAUUAUGCAUAAUUUAUUUUUAUCAUAAUAGUAAGUACAUGUAACAUGUAAGGACACUGUAAAAUAAAGUGUUACCCAAACAAUUCACUGUCACUUUAAAGGGAUCAUGAAUUGCAUUUUUAUAUAUAUAAUAUAUAGUCUACCUAUAAUCAUUAAGAUUUUUACAUCAAUCACAUAAUUUAGAAAUAAAUGGACAUUUUUUUUUAAUGGAAAUUUUUCUACCCUGUUCUACAGUUAAAAGGGGGGCCCCUUAAGACUUCAACAUAAAAUAUUUCUUUGCAUAUAAAAAAAAGGUCAUUCAUGAGCUUUGUGGAAGAAUUGUUUAUUCCUAAUAUAUCAUUAAUAAAUGUACUUAUUCGUUGAUCACGGAACUGUCCAUCACAUUGUUGUUAAUAAAACACUCUAGGCUGCACUAUUAAAGG
Molecule: messenger RNA, 5718 nt
Organism: Onychostoma macrolepis
Lineage: Eukaryota; Metazoa; Chordata; Actinopteri; Cypriniformes; Cyprinidae
Product: E3 ubiquitin-protein ligase TRIM35-like
Exons: 6
Coding region: 654-2006 (450 amino acids)
Molecular function (GO): protein binding; zinc ion binding
Source: RefSeq, a predicted model, not a curated record